Molecule: messenger RNA, 5802 nt
Organism: Sphenostylis stenocarpa
Lineage: Eukaryota; Viridiplantae; Streptophyta; Magnoliopsida; Fabales; Fabaceae
Source: the annotation of a GenBank genome assembly
AUGGAGCUGCCGGAAUGCCCGGUGUGUCUUCAAUCCUUCGACGACCGCGACGCAAUCCCUCGAGUCUUAUCAUGUGGACACUCCGUUUGCGAAGCUUGUCUUGCGGAGCUUCCGCAGCGGUACCCGAACACUAUUCGGUGCCCCGCGUGCACCCAACUCGUGAAGUACCCUUCUCAACAAGGCCCUUCCGCUCUUCCCAAAAACAUCGACCUCCUCAGACUCUCCCUCCAACACUCCUCUUCAUCAUCAUCAUCUAAUCAUUCCCACAAACCCAACCAACGGUCCACGAUCAAUUCUUGUUACGACCACUCACAGUUCUGGUCCCCUGAGUUCUACGCUGCAUGGAAGGAUUGGAUUCUCCCGCACGACGCCGUUUUGACCGACGAUCAUUGUCUUGGUCGGUUCAGUUCGUCCAAGGGUAGGAUUUGUUUCGGAGUUAACCGCUGCGUGAGUCUCGCUCCUGUUGUUUGUUUCUCUCCUGGGAAUGACUCUAAGUUUAGGUUUAGUUAUGUUGCAUGGGUGAUUAAGUGUUUGGAGGGGAUGAGCCAGGUUGCGAGAGAGGAGUUAGGGUUGAUUCUAGAAGCUUCCGUGAGGCAGGGGAGGGUGUGUAGGGUUUAUGGGUUGUGGAGUGAAGGGGUGAAGGGACCUCUGUGUAUGGUGUGUGAGAGGCAAAGCGGUAAUCUUUUGGACACGUGUGGUGAAUUGGGAAAUGGGUUUGUUUGUCGGAAUGAGGGUGGUUUGGAGUUGGACACCGGUGGGAUUUUUAGGUUUGUAAUGAUUGCGAGGGGUAUAUGUGAAGCUGUCCUUUCUUUGCAUUUGGAGGGUUUGGUUGCUGGCUGUUUGGGGCUUUCUUGUUUCUCUUUUGAUGAGCUUGGUGCGAUUUGUGUUGAUUUGAAUGAGGUAUUGGCGAUGGGAAGGAGGGUGAAUGCUGGUUCCGGUAAACAUGAAGAAGAAGCAAUGUGUAAAAAUUGUUUGGAAAGUGAUAUUUUCGUAAGCCCUGAGGUUUUGUAUGAGUUGUUGCAUAAGAGGGAAUCUGCUCCAGAUAGUGGGCACUUGAGAUAUCCAAUUGGGUGUCGCUCAGAUGCAUGGUCAUUGGCCUGUGUACUGCUGUGGCUUCUUAUUGGAAAUGUGCUGCCUCGGAAUACCUUGGAAAUGAAUAAAGAGAACGGUGGUGAUAACUCAGCUAGUUAUGUGUGUUGGGUGGAGAAAGUUAGUUCUGUUUUGGAAGAUAAACUAGGCUCUGAUUAUGCGUCACUGAGGACGACUCUCUGCAAAUGUUUGGAGGUCAAUCCAGGACACCGUCCAGAUGUGAUAGAUGUAAGGAAGUGCGUUCAGGAUAUGUUAGUCAAACCUCAAUUUGAGUUUCUGGGCAACUUGGAGGUUACAAUAAGUAAAGACAGCACAGGUCGAUGUUUGGUUCUAGGGGAGCUGUGUUUGUUGUCUAAGGAAAGGUCUAAUGAACCAAGAGAACAUGAGUUGCAGGAGAAAGAAAUUGGCGAUCAACCAAAUUUUGCUCAAGAUGGAAAUGACAAGUCUGAUGAAGACUUUGCUGCUGGCUUAUCUAGGGGACUGACUGAACUCAAAGAUCUCCGAGGCCAUCUUGAUUGUGUUAGUGGAUUGGCUGUUGGGGGGGGUUAUUUGUUUAGCUCCUCAUUUGAUAAAACUGUCCGUGUAUGGUCCUUGCAGGACUUUUCUCAUUUACACACAUUUAGAGGACACGAGAAUAAAGUCAUGGCUCUAGUUUAUGUAGAUGCAGAAGAACCAUUGUGCAUAAGUGGCGACAGUGGAGGGGGCAUAUUUAUUUGGGAAAUCGCUGCCCCUUUUAGGCAAGAUCCCUUGAGGAAAUGGAGUGAGAAGAAGGAUUGGCGCUUUAGUGGUAUCCACUCCUUGGCUGUUUCCAAAAAUCGUUCUCUUUACACUGGAAGUGGAGAUAGAGCAAUUAAAGCUUGGUCAUUAAAGGAUGAAACUUUGAUAUGCACAAUGACUGGCCAUAAAUCUGUAGUUUCCACGCUAGCUGUUUGUGAUGAGGUUCUUUACAGUGGUAGUUGGGAUGGUACGGUUCGGUUGUGGAGUCUAAAUGACCACAGUCCAUUGACAGUUUUGGGGGAAGAUACGCAUGCAGAGAUGAAGUCUAUCCUGGCUGUUACUGUAGAUAGGCAUUUGCUUGUUGCAGCACAUGAGAACGGAUGCAUAAAGGUCUGGAGGAACGACGUGUUCAUGAAUUCCAAAACGUUGCAUAAUGGGGCCAUUUUUGCAAUGAGCAUGCAGGGAAAAAGUCUUUAUACAGGAGGUUGGGACAAAAAUGUUAAUAUACAGGAAUUAUCUGGAGACGAAUUUGAACUGGACAUCAAAGCAUAUGGAUCCAUUCCUUGCAGUUCCGUUGCAACAGCUAUAUUAUGCAGCCAAGGAAAACUAUACGUUGGAUAUGCUGAUAAGUCUAUUAAGAGAUUCAUAUUCAGUCGUUCACUAUCUUCACAUCAUUUGUGUCUCCUUCACUGGGAAGCCUCUCGGGCAGUGAUAAACUCCACUGAAGAAAACCGCGGAAUGAGAAUCACUUCCACCGACGCCAAUGCCAACGCUUUAUUUAUUCGCUCGCGUCCUUCCGUUGCUCCCUGGCCUCGCCUGCCACGACGUCGUUGCGCACCCGUUCUCGUCACCGUCGGCUCCGUUAAGGAAAAUCUCGGUCGUGUUCAAAAGCGUUUCACCGACUUCACGAGCUUGAACUAUUGGGUUGUUCGCGACUACUACCGUCUCGUGAACUCCGUCAACGCCUUCGAGCCUCAGAUUAAGGCGCUCUCCGAUGAACAACUGGCCGCGAAAACCGCCGAGUUUCGCCGCCGGCUCGCGCGAGGGGCCACCCUUGCCGACAUUCAAGCUGAGGCGUUCGCUGUUGUUCGUGAAGCUGCAUGGAGAAAGCUGGGAAUGCGCCAUUUCGAUGUUCAGAUUAUUGGUGGGGCAGUGCUGCAUGAUGGUUCCAUUGCUGAGAUGAAAACCGGGGAGGGUAAAACCUUGGUUUCCACCCUAGCUGCUUAUCUAAAUGCCCUGACCUCUGAGGGUGUUCAUGUGGUAACUGUUAAUGAUUACUUAGCUCAACGUGACGCUGAAUGGAUGGGACGAGUUCAUCGUUUCUUAGGUCUCUCCGUCGGUCUUAUUCGGGAACUUGGCUUUGAUUACCUGCGAGAUAAUCUUGCUGGAAAUCGUGAACAACUUGUAAUGAGAUGGCCAAAGCCCUUUCAUUUUGGUAUCGUUGAUGAAGUGGAUUCUGUCUUAAUUGACGAGGGAAGAAAUCCUUUGUUAAUCAGUGGUGAGGCUAGUAAAGAUGCAGCACGGUUCCCUGUUGCUGCAAAAGUAGCUGAACUGCUUAUACAGGGCAUUCAUUACAAAGUGGAGCUUAAAGAUAAUUCUGUGGAGUUGACUGAGGAAGGAAUUUCUCUUGCUGAAAUGGCUCUAGAAACUAAUGACCUUUGGGAUGAAAAUGAUCCCUGGGCCAGAUUUGUGAUGAAUGCUAUAAAAGCUAAAGAAUUCUAUCGUCGAGAUGUGCAAUACAUUGUCAGAGAUGGGAAGGCUUUGAUUAUCAAUGAGCUUACAGGAAGAGUUGAAGAGAAAAGAAGAUGGUCUGAGGGAAUUCACCAGGCUGUGGAGGCAAAGGAAGGUUUGAAGAUUCAGGCAGAUUCUGUUGUUGUGGCACAGAUCACAUACCAGUCAUUAUUCAAGCUCUAUCCAAAGUUGUCAGGAAUGACUGGAACUGCCAAAACAGAAGAGAAAGAGUUCUUAAAAAUGUUUCGGAUGCCAGUCAUUGAAGUGCCCACAAAUCUUCCUAAUAUUAGAAAAGAUUUACCAAUUCAAGCUUUUGCUACUGCUCGUGGGAAAUGGGAGCAAGUUCGCCGAGAAGUUGAAUAUAUGUUUCGACAAGGUCAGCCUGUCUUAGUUGGGACAACUAGUGUAGAAAACUCAGAACUUUUGUCUGGUCUUCUUAGGGAAUGGAAUAUUCCUCAUAAUGUUCUCAAUGCUAGACCCAAGGUUUGUGAAAGUAUAGAUUGUUGUUUUGCCAACCUCACUGGCUCCCUCCCCCGUCAUUUAAUUCAGUAUGCUGCAAAAGAAGCUGAAGUUGUUGCACAGGCAGGACGGAAACAUGCCAUUACCCUCUCUACAAAUAUGGCAGGCAGGGGCACGGAUAUAAUCCUUGGAGGAAAUCCAAAAAUGCUUGCCAGAGAAAUUAUAGAGGAUAGCUUACUUUCAUUUUUGACACGAGAGGAUCCUAAUGUUGAACUUGCAGAUGAAGCUAUUUCACAAAAGGUGCUUCCAAAGAUAAAGGUUGGAUCAUCUUCAAUGGCCUUACUGGCUAAGACAACCUUAAUGGCCAAAUAUGUAUCCAAAAGUGAGGGUAAAAGUUGGACGUAUCAGAAGGCUAAAUCUUUUAUCUUGGAGGCUAUUGAAAUGAAUGUUUCAUAUAGUUUGGAAGAGCUGGAGAAGCUUGCUAAUGAAGAAUCUGAGAUCUACCCUCUUGGUCCAUGUGUAGCGCUUGCCUAUCUGUCAGUUUUGAAGGAUUGUGAAGAACACUGUUUACAUGAAGGUUCUGAGGUUAAAAGGCUUGGGGGUCUUCAUGUGAUUGGUACAUCUUUACACGAGUCCCGGAGAAUAGAUAACCAGCUGCGUGGCAGAGCAGGAAGACAGGGGGAUCCAGGAUCAACCCGAUUUAUGGUCAGAACCUUGAGUUUUAGAGAUGAACUGUUGAAUACUAUUUGCUCUGUAGCUCUGUAUUUUGAGGGGAGUGCGAUGACUGGGUGUGUGGAUGAGAUGUUUCAAAAGUUCAAUUUUGAUACUGAAUGGGCAGUGAGACUUAUCUCAAAGAUUACAAAUGAUGAGGAUCUGCCAAUUGAGGGUGAUGCCAUUGUGAAGCAGCUUUUGGCGCUGCAAAUCAAUGCAGAAAAGUUCUUCUUUGGUAUAAGAAAGAACCUUGUUGAGUUUGAUGAAGUAUUGGAGGUGCAACGAAAGCAUGUUUAUGAUCUAAGACAAUUAAUCUUAACAGGAGAUGAUGAAAGUUGUUCUCAACACAUACUCCAGUACAUGCAAGCAGUGGUUGACGAGAUUGUCUUCAAUAAUAUUAAUCCAUUGAAGGUGCAUCCACGUAGCUGGGGUUUGAGUAAGCUCUUGAAAGAAUUCGUUAGUGUUGGUGGAAAGCUGUUGCAUGAAUCUUUUGAAGGAAUUAGUGAUCAAACUUUGCUAAAUUCACUUGGGCUACUGAAUGAUACGAGUUCAGUUGAUAUUGUAAACUUUUCCCUUCCAAAUUUGCCAGCAGCACCAAAUGCCUUCAGGGGAAUACGCAGGAAGAGCUCUUCGUUAAGACGAUGGCUUGCUAUUUGCACGGAUGAUUUAAUUGGGAAUGGGAAGUAUCAAACAACUUCUAAUCUCCUGCGCAAGUAUCUUGGAGAUUUUCUAAUUGCUUCAUAUUUAAAUGUUGUUGAAGAGUCUGGUUAUGAUGAGAGACAUGCAAAGGAAAUUGAGAGAGCCGUUCUUUUGCAAACUCUCGAUUGUUUCUGGAGAGAUCAUCUUGUAAACAUGAACAGACUCAGCUCUGCGGUGAACAUUAGGAGCUUUGGCCAUAGAAAUCCUCUUGAAGAGUAUAAAAUAGAUGGUUGUAGGUUUUUCAUCUCAAUGCUCAGUGCCACUCGAAGGUUAACUGUAGAAGCACUGCUGCGGUCCCUUAAUCUCCCAGCAGUGUUAUCCUUCUUUUACUUUGUCAAAGUUACAAGGAAUGUGCCUGGAGAUGAGCUGGCACCUUAUUUACACAGGCGAAGCUAG